AUGUGCGAUUUCGAAGAUUACUCUGAAGAAAUUUGGCGACGAAAAGAAAAGCUUUCGGAGGGAAUCUUAUCGUGUUGCGUGACAAACACGUCGCUUUUCAUGACCAAUGUAUUGAGUAAUGUUUACAACGAACUAACAGAGACAUGUCUCCUGAGAGAUUGGAGGAAAUUAGCUGGGAAACUUCUAAAACCGCCCCCAACCAGUGGUACGAUUGAAAAAUUAUCCAAAAGUGCGAAUCCAGCUUGUGAAUUACUUAAAAUGUGGGUGUCAACAAGCGAUGUACCCAAAACAUUCGACUCUUUAAUUGAGACAAUGGUCGAAUGCAAAUUGUAUUCGGCGUGUGACGAGUUGUUAGAGUUUCUCCAAAACUCGCCUUUAGACUUACUAGAACGCCAGGAAGAGUUGGUCUUUUCUGAUGAAGUUGAAGAUCAAAGCAACGAAACUUCAGAAUUUCAACAAAAUUCUCCGUCGCAUCGCAUAAAUGAACAACAGAACUCUUCUCCAUCCCCAGAAGGCGAUGAGAUUUUUAUCGUCUGCUCACGUUCAGACAACAAAACACAAGCAAUGAAGAGUCUUACGUCGUUCGUUUCAAAACUUGAACCAGUUAAAAAAGGCGAGCUGAAAGUCAGGAGUAUACAUGAUACAAAUCAGAACAGUCAAGUGAGCACUGCUUGGCUGCAGGAGCGGGUCAACCGGGCAAGAUAUGUGAUACUGUGCUUCAGUAGUGACAUGAAAGCAAUCACAGAAUGCCCUUCUAAUAUGCCACAAUUCAAGCACCAAAUGGACUAUAAUCUUAAGUUCACAAUGGAUUUUUUGGUCACGGGCAAAAUUUAUGAGAACGGUUGCCGAAACCCGAAAGGGAAGUUUAUUCCAAUCUUGUUGCACGGACAUGAUAUGUCAACAUUGAUUCUUCCUCUGAGGCAUUUCUUGCAUUUCAGUUGGCCAAGUGAAAAGAAGAGAAUCACCAAGUAUAUCAUGAACCUCCCAGAAAAAAAAGUGCCAUGCCAAGGACGACCCAAACGUUUGGUUCGAAGAGAACUAUUAUGCUGA
Paramuricea clavata is the source of this 1050-nucleotide messenger RNA. NCBI's taxonomy places the organism in Eukaryota, Metazoa, Cnidaria, Anthozoa, Malacalcyonacea, Plexauridae. The record is from the annotation of a GenBank genome assembly.